AUGGAGAAAGAACGGACUGGUUUUCAAACUCAGCAAGAAUGCCAUCCUACUGAAUUAGUUGAUGGCGGACAUCUCAACAAAGUAGUAACCGUCCAAGAGCUUCGAAAUGCCAUCCCCGACUAUUGCUUCCGGCCAAAUCUCUUCUGGUCCUUCUUCUAUCUCGCCCGCGAUUUAAGUUACUCCGCUAUCUUGCUCGGUAGCCUCCAUUACCUGCUUCAUACCGAGUUUGUGAGUCAGUCGACCAUUGCGUACUAUGUGGUGGUCAACGCGUAUGGGUUCGCUCAAGGGGUCGUGUGGACGGGGUUGUGGGUUAUCGCCCACGACUGCGGCCAUAGUGGCUUUUCUACCUCCGGUCUUCUAAAUGACCUUAUUGGCUUUACUCUGCACUCAGCCUUGCUUGCACCAUACUUCUCUUGGAAGUCAACGCACCGUCGUCACCACAUCUAUGCUAACCACAUUGAGAAAGAUCUCAACUAUGUUCCACCCCGACGGGAUGACUAUGCGGAGAAGAUCGGCCAGGCAGCGGAGAUGCUCGAAGAAGUCGGCCAAGAUGCCCCGUUUGUCUUGUUCCUUCGCAUUAUACUGCAGCAGACCAUUGGAUGGAAUUGGUAUAUUUUAUCCAACAUCACGUGCCCUCCUACGGCUGUGAUCAAACAGGGUAUGUCUGCUUGGAGACACAGCCAUUUCGACCCGUGGGGAGCGAUGUUCCGCGAGUCAGAAAAGAUGGCCAUCUUGCUGUCUGAUAUCGGAUGUUUGACAACAAUUGCGGCACUAUAUCACCUGUAUCAUGUGUUUGGCUCCUUCGAGACCCUGUUCUGGGUUUACAUUGUCCCUUGGACAUGGGUAAACCACUGGAUAGUGAUGAUCACCUAUCUUCACCAUACGCACCCGUCAGUGCCAAAGUACACUGCAGACUCAUGGACCUUCCUUCGCGGUGCCACGGCCACCAUUGACCGCGACUUUGGUAUCAUAGGCACGCAUUUCAUGCACCACAUUUCCUCCGACCACGUCACGCACCACCUCUUCUCUCGUAUCCCUCAUUACUAUAGUCCGAUUGCAAGUAAAGCGAUCAUUCCCCUUCUCGGAAAACACUACCACGGUCGCGGCAAGUUUCGCUACGAGGACCUCCAGAUCGCAUUUCGUGAUUGCCAAUGGGUCGAAGAAGAUGCAACCAAAGACAUGAAUUUUGGUCUACGAAUAGACGGUGAGUCCUUCAACCGCAACGAUGAAGCGUUAUGGUACCGCGGUGGCGUCAGCCCAGCACCUGAGUUCAAGAUGCGAGGAUCGGCCUUUGUGCCCAAGAAAACUGCAUGA
Molecule: messenger RNA, 1314 nt
Organism: Penicillium maclennaniae
Lineage: Eukaryota; Fungi; Ascomycota; Eurotiomycetes; Eurotiales; Aspergillaceae
Exons: 3
Coding region: 1-1314 (437 amino acids)
Biological process (GO): lipid metabolic process
Molecular function (GO): oxidoreductase activity
Source: RefSeq, a predicted model, not a curated record